AUGCCUACAGAUAUAUCUACUUCUCACGUCGUAAAUUUGGAAAACAAGCGCUAUCUGGCAAAUCUAUGUCAACUGUCUGAUAUAACUGCUAACGAUGGCGAGAUAUUUGUGACGUCGCUAACCGGCCCCUGUGUUAAGUAUUUCUGCAAUGACAGCAACAUUUUGCCUAACGAAUAUGGCUGCGAAAGAGAUGGCAAAUGUUUUCCUUUGGGCGACACGUACGGUGUAGGAUGCUUUCGAGAGAAUAUACUUGUCGCUUAUAUUCUAGGGUGUGAGUUCAAGUCCACCUGUCUCUCUGUUAACGACACCACCUCUGCUGGGUGCCAGAAAUACCAGUGUACCAAAGAAGGAGACUCCUGGACUGCAACUUACUCGCUUCAAGUGAUAGAAUGGGGUUGCGCAUAUCAGAACCGCUGUGUGAGUGAAGGGGAGUCAGUUCCGAGUGGGUGUAACAAAUUCCAGUGUGUCAGGACUGUGAACAAUGGUGAAACAACCCUGACUAUGGAAUUUGUGCAAGGAGGUUGUGAAAGGAAUGGCAAAUGUUAUCCCGUUGGUGACAGUUUUACUUCUGGAUGUAUUCAAAGAACCUGUACUUUGGAGAACGGGAGAAUUGGAUAUUCCUUAACGUCAGAGGGCUGCAUGUCCAGAAACAGCACUUGUGUCAACGUGGGCGAGAUCUUACUGGAUGGCUGUACCUCGUAUUUGUGUGUUAAAAUUGUCGACACAACGCUGACAACUUACUCACUGGAUAUACAUGAAGAAAAGUGCGAGGAUUUGAACCACCAGUGUAGGACCCCGGGUUCGUUCUUUCCCUACGAAAUCUCUGGAGUGCUGAAACCUAACUGCACCUGUACGGUAUUGCCAGUCUCAGGUAUCGGGUAUUCCUGCUUCUGA
Molecule: messenger RNA, 894 nt
Organism: Candidula unifasciata
Lineage: Eukaryota; Metazoa; Mollusca; Gastropoda; Stylommatophora; Geomitridae
Source: the annotation of a GenBank genome assembly